AUGCCACCGAAAGAAGAAGCAAAGAAGGAGAAAGAAAAGGAGGAGAAGAAAGAGGAAGGGGCCAAAAAGGAUGAGGCAAAAAAAGAAGCCAAGAAAGAGGAGAAAAAAGAAGAAUCCAAGAAGGAAGAUGCCAAGAAAGAAAAGGAGGCCAAAAAGGAAGACAAGAAGGAAGAGGCCAAGAAGGAGGAGGGCAAGAAAGAGGAGGCCAAAAAAGAGGAGAAAAAGAAGGAAGGCGGCAAGGAAAAAACGGAAAACGGCAAAGGCGGCGGCCCAAAGAAGACGGUGUACAAGGGCAAGGCCCCCGGCUGGCUGAAGGACCCCAAGUUCCUCUACAGCGACAACAAAGUGCAGGAGCUGGUGAAGAAGGCGCCGCCGGCGGCGGAGGUGCCCGGAGUGGCCGGCGGCCCUGACGGCCUGAAGAGCCAGGGCAAGCGACCGCAGCACCUCGCCAAGGUCCACUUCAAACCCAGUGAGGCGGUGGCCAAGGAGGCGGUCAAGGUGCACGAGCUGCUCGACAAGAUGGUCGUCAAGGCGAAGGAAGGUGGUGGUGGGGGAGGCAGUAAAGAGAGCAGCAAAAAGGCGGAAAAGUCAAAGGAGGCGAAGAAGGAGGAAGGGGCGAAGAAGGAGGAAUCGAAGAAGGAGGCAAAGAAAGAGGGAGGAG
This is a messenger RNA of Rhagoletis zephyria (snowberry fruit fly), 661 nucleotides long. RefSeq names its product UPF0329 protein ECU05_1680/ECU11_0050-like. The record is from RefSeq and is a predicted model, not a curated record. NCBI's taxonomy places the organism in Eukaryota, Metazoa, Arthropoda, Insecta, Diptera, Tephritidae.